GAAAAAUUCACAAGCGCAGGUUGGGCCCUCGGCCGUCCCAAAUUCACACAUGGCCUCGAUCCCGCUCGGCACCUUAUGGUCACCCCCCGCCGCCGUCGCCGUGGCCGCCACAUCCCGUAUUGCGCGGCCGGUUCAUAUCCAGCUGCUGGACCGGCGAGGACCCUCGUCGGCGCGGGUCAAGAUUCAUGCCCGCACGCGUGACGCGUUUCGCUCACACUGUGACAAGCGUGCCGAUCACCUCCCCGAGCCAGAGCCAGAGCCAGAGUCAGAGCCAGAAAACGACGAUCCAAACAACGCUGCACCCUCAGAGAAUGUUCCCUUGGUAGAGGAGCUACUCAAGCGCUAUAACGCGAUUAAAGCUGAGAUGGGUGUGCGGGAGCCCCCUGAUAUAUUCCUUAAAGAGAAGGGCCGAAUUUCUAAGUACAAUAUGAAGUUGUCUUCUUCAGAUAGCAAUCUGAAUGUAGACGAAAAGGUACAAGCACAAUUAGUUUACGAAAGUGCACAAAAAGCUCUGGAUUUGGCUUCCACGGUCAUGGAUAUUGCGAGCUUAGGGUGUGGCAUGGUAGAAAUAUCUAAACAUACAGUAGACCAGAUGGUUAGGACAUAUGCAACUAUAUUUUGUAAUGUUGCUGAGGCUGCAUACCAUCAGAAGAUUGAGAUGGAAACCACUCUCUCGUUUCUUGGUGCCCUUAGAGGCUUAGGGGCAAUUGGUCAUAUCAUGGUUCAAGAUACAAUGGCUAAGCUCAAAGAUGGUCAUUUUAAAAACACUAUCAUAUCUUACAUGGAUAAACAUUCUGAAAAGUUUGUCAAGAUGAUGAAGAACUCGGAAGAUGAAACUGUGGAGAGCAAGUCAUGGCAGGCAGUGACAGGUAUACUAUUAUCUUGUCAGAUCGAUACGGAAGUGUAUAUUUUAAAGCUUAGCAAAUGUCACAGGGCUGCACUGGACUACCUUGCACGGAAGGAAUAACAUAUCCACGAGAGGUUUGGAUUUCCUUCACGGGCCACGGAGAAGUAUGGUCAGGGCAUCACACAGGGUUUGAUUUAUAUAUAUGAGUACUGUCUAGUUCUUAGAAAACAUUGUUAGGUUAGCUUUUUCCGAUUAGCAUGUGAGCAAGAACCUAUUUAUUGUGAGCGGCCAAACGAUAUUCUCAUAUUUUACAUUAACAGAUAAUUUUGCAUGUUUGACAAACUGGUUGGUUUGGAUAAACUCCCCUUGAUGACAAGGUGGUGG
Messenger RNA from Triticum dicoccoides, 1231 nucleotides. RefSeq lists its product as uncharacterized. The record is from RefSeq and is a predicted model, not a curated record. NCBI's taxonomy places the organism in Eukaryota, Viridiplantae, Streptophyta, Magnoliopsida, Poales, Poaceae. The transcript is spliced from 8 exons. The coding region runs from base 50 to 967 and encodes 305 amino acids.